AUCGAUGACAAAGAAUUUGACAUUCCUCAAGUUGAUACCCCUCCAACACUGGAGAGCAUCUUAAAUGAGACUGAUGAUGAAGAAGAGUCUUUCAUUUUGGAGGAUCCCUUUCUCUUGAACAUUGAUAACACGGAUACACACUCCUAUGACACAUCUUCUGUAGCAAGCUCUGACAGUGGGGACCGGACACACCUGAAAAGGAAGAAAAAACUCCCAGAUUCUCUCUUACUCCAUGGAUCAGUUAUACGUCUCUCGCUUCUGAAAGGAAUUUCUGCCCAAAUAGUAUCUGCAGCAGAUAAAGUGGAUGCUGGCUUGCCCACUGCAAUUGCAGCAUCAAACCUGAUAGCAGUGGGGACUUCCCAUGGGUUAGCACUGAUAUUUGAUCAAAACCAGGCUCUUCGACUGUGUCUGGGCAGCACUGCUGUUGGGGCCCAGUAUGGGGCUAUCUCUGCUCUCAGCAUCAACAACGACUGUUCAAGACUCCUGUGUGGCUUUGCGAAAGGACAGAUCACAAUGUGGGAUCUGGCCAGUGGGAAGCUGCUACGAUCAAUAACAGAUGCCCACCCACCAGGAACAGCCAUUUUGCACAUUAAGUUUACAGAUGACCCAACGCUUGCAAUUUGCAAUGACAGCGGAGGCUCCGUAUUUGAACUGUCAUUUAA
Messenger RNA from Pelecanus crispus (Dalmatian pelican), 662 nucleotides. The record is from RefSeq and is a predicted model, not a curated record. NCBI's taxonomy places the organism in Eukaryota, Metazoa, Chordata, Aves, Pelecaniformes, Pelecanidae.